UUCAAGGCAUAACAAGUUGAUCUGAGAUCCUCUCCAGCCAGACUUCGUUGUUCAAGUCUCUGAAGUGCCAUGGCAACAGUUCCUGAACUCACCAGUGAAAUGAUGGCUUACCACAGUGAGGAGAAUGACCUGUUCUUUGAGGUUGACGGCCCCCAAAAGAUGAAGUGUGGCUUCCAAGACCCAGACCUCUGCUGUCCAGAUGAGGGUGUUCACCUGCAAAUCUCCUACCAGCACUUCAACAAGAGCUUUAGGCGGGUGGUGUCGCUCAUCGUGGCUGUGGAGAAGCUAAGGAAGAAACCUCUUCCUUCCUCGUGGGCCUUCCAGGAUGAGGACCUGAGAACUUUCUUUUCCUUUAUCUUUGAAGAAGAACCCAUCCUCUGCACCACAUGGGAUGAUGAGGUGCUUGUGAGUGAUGCACCCCUUCGACUUCUGAGCUGCAGGCUCCGAGAUGAACAACAAAAAUGCCUCGUGCUGUCUGACCCAUGUGAGCUGAAAGCUCUCCACCUCAACGGACAGAACCUGAACCAACAAGUGGUGUUCUCCAUGAUCUAUGUACAAGGAGAAGCAAGCAACUACAAAACACCUGUGGCCUUGGGCCUCAAGGGAAAGAAUCUGUACCUGUCCUGUGUGAUGAAAGAUAAGAAGCCCACCCUGCAGCUGGAGAGUGUAGACCCCAACCAAUACCCCAAGAAGAAGAUGGAAAUGCGGUUUGUCUUCAACAAGAUAGAAAUCAAAAACAAGGUGGAGUUUGAGUCUGCUCAGUUCCCUAACUGGUACAUCAGCACCUCCCAAGCAGAACAUAGGCCUGUCUUCCUGGGAAACAAUGGUGGCCAGGAUAUAGUUGACUUCACCAUGGAAUCCAUUUGAGGUUCUCCUAAGAGGUCCACAUGUGUGGACUGUAGCCUCAGAUUCUAGUGCUGCACAAGGGGGAGAGGACAGUUUUGAGUGACUACAGACUGGACUUGACUGUUUCGGCUGCAUUCUCUAGAUGUGCUGAGGAGCUCACUUGUCUCCCGCCAGGGUUCAGCUCUCUGCCCCUAGAAGAAUCCUCAGUCCUCUGCUAAGCCAGGUCUCUCUUGUGUCUCCUGCUUCCUUGGAGUCAACCUGACAGAAACCAUCGCACAUUCUAUUCAAAGAAAUUCUCUGUCUUUUUCUCCUAGCUUCUGAUGGGCAACCACUUACCUACUUAUUUAUGUAUUUAUUGAUUGGUUGAUCUAUUUAAUUUAAUUCAAGGGGGACAAGAAGCAGCAGUACAUGCAAAAGAAUCUGGUAUUCAAUAUUUAUUGAAUCAAUUUAAUGUGGACCAGUGCACAGCCUGCAUCACGUUCUCUUAUUGAAGCUGAAAACAGAUAAGCUUAUUUUAUGUAUGUGGGAAUAUUUAUGAAUGAAGUAUUAUCAAAUUGUUCAAUGAGUCUGAAAUAUAUUUCACUAAAAAAACACUUUC
This is a messenger RNA of Nannospalax galili (Upper Galilee mountains blind mole rat), 1444 nucleotides long. RefSeq names its product interleukin 1 beta (gene Il1b). Gene Ontology annotation, biological process: cytokine-mediated signaling pathway; positive regulation of gene expression; inflammatory response. The record is from RefSeq and is a predicted model, not a curated record. Bases 70 to 867 code for a protein of 265 amino acids. NCBI's taxonomy places the organism in Eukaryota, Metazoa, Chordata, Mammalia, Rodentia, Spalacidae. The transcript has 7 exons. Gene Ontology annotation, molecular function: interleukin-1 receptor binding; cytokine activity.